UAGAAUAUAUUUUCACCUGUUUUGAUCUUCUUCGAUUCGAUGUGAUCCCGCCAACGUCGAUUCUUCUUCGCCCUCCUCUCUCCGUGGGGAUAUAUAUUAUUUAUGAAGGUGCGUGAUUGAUUGAUGAUGCUUUGUGGUUCUCUGCGAGAUCGAAUACAGCCUUGGCUUCGCGACUACGUUAAGCUCCAAUCUCUCGCCGUCUUCCUCAUUUACAUCCAGAUUGGUUGCGCCCUAAUUGGAUCACUAGGAGCAUUAUACAACGGCGUCUUACUGAUCAACUUAGCGAUUGCGUUGUUCGCGCUUGUUGCAAUCGAAAGCAACAGCCAAAGCCUCGGCCGCACCUACGCCCUUCUCCUCUUCUGCGCUCUUCUCCUCGAUAUCUCUUGGUUCAUCCUCUUCACCCAAGAGAUUUGGAGCAUAUCGGUGGAGACGUAUGGAGCCUUGUACAUAUUCUCAGUGAGGCUGACCAUGGCUAUGGAGAUGAUUGGCUUCUUUGUGAGGCUAUCUUCCUCUCUCUUGUGGUUUCAGAUUUACAGGCUGGGAGCUUCUGUUGUCGACACUUGUUCUUCUUCGCUUCCCCGUGAAACGGAUUCUGAUUUGCGGAACAGCUUCUUGAAUCCACCGACUCCUGCUAUAGACAGGCGGUGUUCAGGUGCUGCUGAAGAGAUCUUGGGUGGUUCUAUCUACGACCCUGCCUACUACACCUCUCUUUUUGAAGAGGAGCCCCAAUCCAAUAUGACUUCACCAAAGGUAACACAGGUGAAUCAUUAUUCAGCUGAGUACAAUGGAUCACCAUCUGCUGCAGAAGCCUCCCGGAUUAAGUCUCCCGGAUCCAGAUCAUUGCAUGCAAUUGAUGAAGAGAAAGGGUUGAAGCAACAGGAGGGUAUGUCUUCUUCUUCGUUAUGAGCAAACUCCAUUCAAGAACGGUGGUGCUAUUUUAUCAUCUAAACAAAGAUGUGCCUGCUUCGCAUUAGCUGAGGUUAGAGGAUUCGGAGACACUAAAUAAUCUUCAAGUUAUUAUAAAGGACGAGAAGAUUAUAUACCACCUCCCAGAAGAUGAGACUCUAUAUGUUGGAGACAAGUAAGCACAGUUCCUACCUGUUUUUUUUUCAUUAUUUAUGUUGUAUGGAAAUAUUUAUUGAGGUGGGGUGUCUGUGGUUAGAAUUAGAGUCAGAAAGUACUUUGAUGCAUCAUAUGAUUUUUUUCCGGGUUUUUUUCUUUUGUGUAAAUGGAGAUGCAUUAGUUUUGGUUGCAAUGGAUAGAGAGUAUGAUGAUUCUGACA
Brassica oleracea var. oleracea is the source of this 1282-nucleotide messenger RNA. RefSeq lists its product as uncharacterized. Bases 124 to 906 code for a protein of 260 amino acids. The record is from RefSeq and is a predicted model, not a curated record. Lineage: Eukaryota; Viridiplantae; Streptophyta; Magnoliopsida; Brassicales; Brassicaceae. The transcript has 5 exons.